Molecule: messenger RNA, 5170 nt
Organism: Lagopus muta (rock ptarmigan)
Lineage: Eukaryota; Metazoa; Chordata; Aves; Galliformes; Phasianidae
Product: potassium voltage-gated channel subfamily A member 5-like
Exons: 3
Coding region: 214-2112 (632 amino acids)
Biological process (GO): potassium ion transmembrane transport; protein homooligomerization
Cellular component (GO): voltage-gated potassium channel complex; membrane
Molecular function (GO): protein binding; delayed rectifier potassium channel activity
Source: RefSeq, a predicted model, not a curated record
UCAACCAUCAGAAUGAUCGCUCGUUCAUAUCCGGGUCCCCGGCCGGCUUCCCCGGGCCGCGCUCGGACACGCUCGGCCGCAGAGCACUGAGGGGGAGCGGGCAGGGCAGGACAGGGCGGCCGCCCAUACGUCCGGAGGUGGCUGGCAGCGGCAAGUCGGCAUGCACAGAAUGCCCGCCACCUCAGUGGAGCCCGCCUACUGCCGCUGCUGCCCAUGGAGAUCGCGCUGGUGACUCUGGAGAACGGCGGUGGCGGGGCCAUCUCGGCCGGCGAGGAUGCCACGGCCGGCAGCGUCGGCGGUAGCACCGGGGCUCGGCGACAGCGCGAGCUACUCCGCCUCGCGGGGUCCACGUCUGUUGCAAGACUGAGCGACGGCAAGGUGGGUACGCCACCGGCCUCAUCGCCGCCGCAGGUGGACGAGGAGCGGGAGAAGUCCCCGCCGGUCCUCCGAGGAAGCGGCAGGAGGCUCUGCAGCAGCAGUGAGGGCAGCAUCAACGUCCGAGCGGCGUCAGGACCCCAACCGCAGCCACAAGCUCUGCGCCUCCGGCCGGCUGCUGAGAUGGAUCUCGCGGAGGAGGGGGGUCACCACCGGGGCAUGACCAUGGCAGCGGCCGGUGAGGAGGAGGAGAUGAAAGCAGUGAGCCGGGGCGCCAUGCACCAUCAGCGGGUUCUAAUCAACAUCUCUGGGCUGCACUUCGAGACUCAGCUGGGCACCCUCAACCAGUUUCCUGACACACUGUUGGGAGAUCCUGAUAAGCGUAUGCGGUAUUUUGACCCGCUCCGCAAUGAAUACUUCUUUGACCGCAACCGGCCCAGCUUUGAUGGCAUCCUCUAUUUCUACCAGUCUGGGGGCAAGCUUCGGCGGCCUGUCAAUGUCUCCAUUGAUGUCUUUGCUGAUGAGAUCCGCUUCUACCAGCUGGGCAAGGAGGCCAUGGAGCGUUUCUGGGAGGAUGAGGGUUUCAUCAGAGAGGAGGAGAAGCCCCUUCCCCACAGUGAGUUUCAGCGCCAGGUCUGGCUCAUCUUUGAGUACCCUGAAAGUUCCAGCUCAGCCCGGGCCACUGCCAUUGUCUCUGUGUUGGUGAUCCUUAUCUCCAUCAUCACCUUCUGCCUGGAAACUCUGCCUGAAUUCAGGGAUGAACGAGAGGUACCCAUGUCUGUACCCUCACAAAAUGGGGGUUUGAACUCCACAGCUAGAGAUACUCCACCCAUGCAGUCACCAAGUAGCCUCUCUGACCCCUUCUUCAUCAUCGAGACCACUUGUGUCAUCUGGUUCACCUUUGAGCUCCUUGUGCGUUUCUUCACCUGCCCCAGCAAGCCUGAGUUCUCCCGCAACAUCAUGAACAUCAUUGACAUCGUGGCCAUUAUCCCCUACUUCAUCACCCUGGGCACAGAAUUGGCCAAUGAGCAACAGCAGCCUGGGGGUAGCAGCAGCAAUGGGAGUGGGGGCCAGCAACAAGCCAUGUCCUUGGCCAUCCUCAGAGUCAUCCGCUUGGUCAGAGUCUUCAGGAUCUUCAAGCUUUCCAGGCACUCCAAGGGGUUGCAGAUUUUGGGACAGACUUUGAAAGCCAGCAUGAGAGAACUGGGCCUCCUCAUCUUCUUUCUCUUCAUUGGAGUGAUCCUUUUCUCCAGUGCUGUCUACUUUGCUGAGGCUGAUGAUCCUGAGUCUCAUUUCUCCAGCAUCCCUGAUGCUUUCUGGUGGGCUGUGGUGACCAUGACCACUGUGGGCUACGGGGACAUGCGACCUGUUACUGUGGGGGGCAAGAUCGUGGGCUCCUUAUGUGCCAUCGCUGGUGUGCUCACCAUUGCCCUGCCCGUCCCUGUUAUUGUGUCCAACUUCAACUACUUCUACCACCGAGAGACUGACCAUGAGGAUCAAUCUAUGCUCAAAGAAGAACACAGCAGUGCUCAGGGCAGCAUAACUGGGGUAGAUGGAAAGAGAAGAACCAGUAAAAACUCUCUGAACAAAUCUGUUGUGCACUUGGAAAAUAAUGAAGGGUUCAAAAGCAGCACCAGCCCUUUAGAGAAAAACAGUAUCAAAGCUAAAAGUAAUGUAGAUCUCAGAAAAUCACUCUAUGCCCUCUGUCUGGACAGCAGCAGGGAAACAGACCUGUAAGGAAAGGAGAGAAUUGUAGUUAAAAGAUGCAGCAGAAUUUGUUGGUGUCAGAAACUUGCUACUAUAUCUAUUUUCCUACCAGUUGUUGUUUUGUUGCUUGGUUUUUCGCUUUUUGCUUUAAAUCAGGCUGUAUUUUAUAAUUUGAUCAUUGUCCUGAGCAGUCCUCCAGAAAUAAAUGUUUUUAUAUUCUUUUUCCAUGACACAAAUGGUCACCUGUUUUUAAAAUAGAUUAUGUAAACUAUUCUCCAUUAUGCAGGAGCUGGUAAAUUAUGAAAAUGCAAAAUCUGAUUUGUAGAAACUUCUAUUAGCAAAUCAUAGUUGGCUUGAAAUAGUCAUUUGUAAUCAAUACAUUUUCUGCAAAUUGUUAAAGAGCUGGGGGACGUGUGCAGAGAAUGAAUGAAUUUUGGAGUGGGAGGGAACAAUGAGAGGGUUUUGUACCGUAGUUUCAAACUGAAAAUAUUCCAAUUUAUUUUGUAUCUAUAUAACAUUAUUUUUGUGUGAAAGGGGAUUUCUUAUUCCUGAGACAUAUCACUCCAUUAAAGCACUAGGAACAUUGGCAGAUCAGCACUUGUAGAGUUUUUCACUUGUGAUCACUACAGAUCUGCUUGUCUAGUAUGAAAAGUGCUUUAAGCACAGAAAUUUUUUAUUACUGAUGAGAUAUUAGUUCCUUGUGAGCCUUAAAUUAUUAAACAUCGUAGAUACACUUCUUCAUAAAUAAUUUUAUUAAUCACCUUACAGUUUUAGAAUUUCUAAAUAUUCUGUCUCGUGCUUUCUGUCCUCCCCAAAAGAAGCACAUAUAUUACAGUUUUAUAGUUUUGUUUUUGAGACUAAAAUAAAAAAUAAAAUAAUAAUAAUUAAAAAAAAAACGAAAAACUGCCUGCUCUUACUAGGUUUGAUCCAAGUGCACAACAGAUCAAAACCAUUAAGUAGUGAAUAGGUAUGACAGUAGUAACACAUGGAAGUAGAAUAUAUACUAUGUUUAUUUCACACUCUGGGUUAUUUUGGCGCAUACAUCAGUCACCUUCACGUAUCUGUAGAAUUUAUGUACCUAGCUCAUUGUUUUUAAUUACCACAGACUGGAAAUGGAUGGGAUCAACAGAGUCUGACAUGGCAUGCCUUGCUACUUAAAUAACCACUGUGUGGAUUAUACCUUGGACUUGGGCGGAAUGCAUCACCUUUCACCAAAACACAUCCUUCUUUUAUUUCCAAACCAAAUCUUUCCAGUGCAGUGGAUUUUACAGUUAAGAUAUUUUUGAAAGACUAAUGAUAAAUUACCUUCAUCCUGUUAAUGCAGCACUUUACAACUUACUAAUGAAGACUGACAAAAAGUUGCUUCCUUGAAUCAAGGAGUUGUGUGACUACAUUUCUUGGAAUGGACAUCUCUCUUUUCCCUUCAGUCUCUUGUUGUAUUGUUGAAGGAUGUUUCAUGCCUUUGUCAAGUUGAAUGGCACAGCAAGACUAGCAGAAAGAAAAGUCCUUCUUAUCAGUGCUCCAGGUGUGGAAGGCAGUUGGCAUGACUCAGGACGAGGCACAGGCCCUCAAAAUUCCCUUUUGUCUCGCCUACUAUAAAUAAAUUGGACAUCUGCAGGAAGCUCUCACUUCUACCUUUCCAGAGAUACUGUAAAUAUUCUGUAGGAGAUCACUGGGGACUCGUUGUGACAACUUUCCUUAAAGCAGGAGCGGACUUUACAGGAGCAAACAGUUGCCACAUUCACUGUAAGACUGAUCCCUGAUUAGGAAACUGGAUGUUAUGACCUAGAAGUUUUGCCCUUGUUGUUUCUGUAGAUUUUAGGAGGCCAAGCUAUUCUAGUGAGCACUGUAAGUUAUGAGGAAACACAAUGAAUGGUGAAAGAGUCCACUGAGGGCUGUAUGGGUUUAUUCGCCAUUCUGGGCCUGAUUAUUUUAUAGUUUAGGAAACGUUCAGGUGUUGCCAUGAAAGGAAAACUGCAAGUCUUGGCCACAGGUGAGUGUAGCUCUACUGAAAUAUGCCAUCGUCCUUUGUUCUCUUUCAGUUCUCUGAAGAAUUAUCAAAGCCCUUUGUGAGACAGUCUUAGUGAACUGUCCUGCUAGUUUGACAGCUUCUGUAAGGCUCAAAAAGACAGCAAUUCCUACAGGCUCCAAAAACACUGGUUGAAGUUAUAUUCUGUCAGACACAACGUUGCUAGCCUGAAUUUGCCUUUGCAGAUAGACAAUUAGUUGCUUUAGGAGCAGGAACCUUAACAUUGAGCAAGUUGAUACUGUUUCAGCAAACUCUUUAUUUUCCCGAUGUUACUGUGUUCCUGGUCUUCCUCCCCAGUUCCCACAGGAUUACGCUCACACUUAGUCUGUGCAAAAGCAGGGAGAGAGGAAGAGUGAUGCCUCAGGAUGAUUGCUCUCGUUGUGAAGGACAUAUCAGGGCUGUUUUAAUUAAACUGCACACACAGGAUAAAAAAGACUAAUCUAAUCCUGAUUGUGGCAGUUAAAGAAUGCAGUUUAGCUAAUUGACAGUGUCUUUCUCAAAAACAAAAGGCAAAGCUCCCUUCCAAAGCAGUGGAAGGUUGUUGGAGCUGUGCUGCUGAGUUCCUAGAGAUCUCAAUUGAACUCAGUGUUCAAUUUUUGAUAGAGCACAGUUCAAGGAGAGAAUACUGAUGAUCUCUGCUGAGAAUUUAAAACUGAAGCCAGUUACCCUACUAUCAGGUAGUUUCUGAGGAAAGCUUGUUAGACUCUUCAACAUCAACAUUGUGUUUCAGAAGUAUAUUUGCUGAAUUACAUUUUUUGAUAAAAUCCCUUAAUAAGCAAGUCUGUUUACUCUCCAUCUGGUGCUGAUCUUACUUAAAAUAUGACACGAUUGGCAUCUAAGUGAGUCAUGGACAGAAUAAAUAUAAAAGUUGCCUAAGUCAAUUAACAGCAGAAAGUCCAAAUCUUACUUCUUGUAGAUACUUAAGAAGCAAACUAAACCUUUCCUCUUAGAACAGAAGGUCUUUGUAAGGUGGAGAAAUCUCUCUCACAUUUCUGGUGCCAAAAUAUCUAGUAGCAUUUUAAAAAAUAUUAUCUAUCUAUCUAUCUAUCUAUUUAUUUA